GCGAUCAGUCGCGUUUCCUACGUGUAUGGGGGAUCGUUUAAGUCGCUGCACCAUGCGGAAACAAGACAACCUCUAGGUAGGACCGAAAUUUCUUUCUAGAUUCUGGAGAGGAUGGUUGGAGUUCUAAAACAUCAGGAUGAAGAAAUGUAAACGUAAAGAACUUGAAAGUUGUCUUCAGCAAGUUGAUGGUUUUGAGGAUCCAAAACUGCUACUUGAACAAUAUCCAACGAGGCCACAUAUAGCAGCAUGUAUGCUUUACACAAUUCACAAUACGUUUGAUGAUAUUGAAAACAAGAUUGUUGCAGAUCUUGGUUGCGGUUGUGGUGUACUGAGCAUUGGCAGUGCCAUGCUGGGAGCAGGGUUGUGUAUAGGCUUUGAUGUCGAUGCUGAUGCCCUGGAAGUAUUUAACAGAAACGCUGAAGAGUUUGAGCUCACAAAUAUUGACAUGCAUAUUCAGAAGAAAGCUGAUGACUGGAAAGUGAAGAUGGAAGUCUUAGCAGAACUAAGGUAUGAUCUACCGGCAUCAUACAAAUUCCACAAAAAGAAAUCGGUAAGUAUUGAGGGGAUGUUAAUUUGUAUGAGGUGGACAUCGAAGUAG
Molecule: messenger RNA, 598 nt
Organism: Gekko japonicus
Lineage: Eukaryota; Metazoa; Chordata; Lepidosauria; Squamata; Gekkonidae
Gene: METTL5
Product: methyltransferase like 5
Exons: 7
Coding region: 137-598 (153 amino acids)
Biological process (GO): rRNA methylation
Molecular function (GO): rRNA (adenine-N6-)-methyltransferase activity
Source: RefSeq, a predicted model, not a curated record